Molecule: messenger RNA, 924 nt
Organism: Actinia tenebrosa (Australian red waratah sea anemone)
Lineage: Eukaryota; Metazoa; Cnidaria; Anthozoa; Actiniaria; Actiniidae
Source: RefSeq, a predicted model, not a curated record
AUGACAUGUCUAACAAACCACUUUUCUAUACUGUUAUGUUUCCUUAGCAGUUCUGUGACUGAAGUAAAUGAUGAGGGAAUAAGGCCGGAUGACCUCAUUGAUAUCAUCGUCAACAGUAAGAACUACAAGAGGAACCUCAUCUUUGUCAAUGUAAAAAACCAGAAGAAUAGCAAAGUAUAUGAGGCAGUCCUGAGGGAGCUGAAGAGGAGAGCUUUGGAGCGAGAUGAAAACAUUUCCUUUAACAUCACUCAAAUAAGAAACAAAUUUAAGAAAUGURUUGCUGAGUGURAGAAGGCUGCACUCACAAUUAAAACAGCCACAGGAGUCAAGCGAUUUGCUGAUUCCAAAGGUUAUGGUAAGUGGUUUGACCAGCUCUACCCGAUUGUGAGGUCUAGGGACUCAUGCCAGCCGGAAAUGGCCAGGGAACCAUCAGCUACAAUUGAGAGCGAAUCUGAAGAACAAAAUGGAACCAAGCAAUUUAUUCCAGUAAAGUCAGGUAGGAAGAGGAAGGCAACAGCAGAAGAUACCAACCAACAAGUGCUAAGCAUGAUAAAGGAGGUCAUUACCAAUGAUCCAACAAAACAUUUGUUGGACUUUAUGAAAGAUGAAAUGGAAAGGCAGCGCCAACAUGAAGCACAGCUCUUUAGUAUGUUGUCCCAAAGUUCAAUGUUCAAUCCAGGGGCUUCAAGUUACCACCAGCAGCAGCCAAGACCAUCCUUUAUACAAGAAAUGCAAGGAUGUCCAAGUGUGCCAUUCCCUUCCUUGCCCCCAAAUCCACAGCAGGCUACCAGCACGUUUAAYAAAUAUCCACCUUCAACAUCUGGUUUGUAAGAUUAAUGGCUGACUUCAAAGAUUCCUUUAUUAUUUUGUCAAAAUAUAUUUCUUAAGGAGGAAUUCAAAUAUUUAAGUAGACAUUAAAGUAUA